This is a messenger RNA of Microdochium trichocladiopsis, 576 nucleotides long. Its product is annotated as Longin-like domain-containing protein. The transcript is spliced from 3 exons. NCBI's taxonomy places the organism in Eukaryota, Fungi, Ascomycota, Sordariomycetes, Xylariales, Microdochiaceae. The record is from RefSeq and is a predicted model, not a curated record. Gene Ontology annotation, cellular component: COPI vesicle coat. Gene Ontology annotation, biological process: intra-Golgi vesicle-mediated transport; intracellular protein transport; retrograde vesicle-mediated transport, Golgi to endoplasmic reticulum. The coding region runs from base 1 to 576 and encodes 191 amino acids.
AUGGCGGGGAUGAGCUUGUACAGCGUAAAUGCUGUGUUGAUCCUCUCAAACGACGGUGACCGGAUAUUCACAAAAUACUACAGCCCACCUCAUAGCGCACCUGGAAGCGUAACAAGUCCCUAUGCGGACCUCAAGUCGCAGAAGUCGUUUGAGAAGGGACUGCUUGAGAAGACAGUCAAGCAGACUGGCGACAUUAUCCUGUACGACAACCAGGUAGUGCUCUACAAGAGCGAGUCCGAUGUGAUGAUGUACGUCGUCGGAGGCGCGGCUGAGAACGAGGUUCUGCUCUACAACGUCAUCCUUGCCCUACGUGACUCGUUACAUCUGCUUUUCAAGCAGUCCGUUGACCGGCGCACAAUAAUCGAGAACUACGACCUUGUUUCCCUUGCCAUUGACGAGAUUGUCGACGACGGCAUCAUUCUCGAAACCGAUCCGACGAUUGUCGUCCAGCGAUGCAGCAAGGCUCCUACACAAGACGUCAACCUGAGCAGGAUCGAUCUUAGUGAACAGGGUGUCAACAACCUCGCCCAGCUGGGCAAGAGCAAGCUGGCUGACUGGUUGCGACAAGGCUUGUAG